Molecule: messenger RNA, 4193 nt
Organism: Capra hircus (goat)
Lineage: Eukaryota; Metazoa; Chordata; Mammalia; Artiodactyla; Bovidae
Gene: RAB36
Product: RAB36, member RAS oncogene family
Exons: 12
Coding region: 339-1142 (267 amino acids)
Molecular function (GO): GTP binding; GTPase activity
Source: RefSeq, a predicted model, not a curated record
AAGUCAGGUGCGCAAGUCUCUCCAUGGUCAGCCCCGCCCAGGCCCCACCUCUGGCAGCCCUGACCACGCCCAUCAGCCCCCCUCGCCCUCGUUGCCAUGGUGAUCGCCGCUGUGGGGUGGCGUCCCAGUCUCCCGCGAGGCUCUGGUUGCUAUGGUGAUCGCGGCGCAGGGCGCUGGCGGGACUCUUUCCGCUGUGAGCCCCGCCCCGAGCGUCCAGGAUUCGUCGGAAGCAGGCGGGGCCCACGGGGUGCUCGUUGCCAUGGUGAUCGCGGCCUCCCGACCCUCCGGGACUAGGCAGCGCCAGGAGCUGUGUCAGCGGCCGCAGGAUUCCUGGAAGGAUGAGGUCCUCCCUGACACCUUUGGGGCCCUCUGUGAGCCGGGACCGCGUCAUCAGCAGCUUUCCUAAGUGGUACACGCCCGCUGCCUGCCUGCAGCUCCGGGAGCACUUCCACGGGCAGGUCAGCGAUGCCUGCCAGCGCGGGAACACGGGGACCGUAGGGCUCAGACUCUCCAAGGUGGUGGUGGUCGGCGAUCUCUACGUGGGCAAGACCAGCCUCAUCCACAGGUUCUGCAAGAAUGUCUUCGACCAUGACUACAAGGCCACCAUCGGGGUGGACUUCGAGAUCGAGCGGUUUGAGGUUGCUGGAACCCCCUUCAGCCUUCAGAUCUGGGACACAGCAGGGCAGGAGAAGUUCAAGUGCAUCGCAUCUGCCUACUACCGGGGUGCCCAGGUGAUCAUCACGGCCUUUGACCUCACCGACGUGCAGACCCUGGAGCACAGCAGGCAAUGGCUGGAGGACGCGCUGAGGGAGAACGAGCCGGGCGCCUGCUUCCUGUUCCUUGUGGGGACCAAGAAGGACCUGCUGUCAGGGGCCGCGUGCGAGCAGGCGGAGGCGGAGGCCGUGCGCCUGGCCAACGAGAUGCAGGCUGAGUACUGGUCCGUGUCGGCCAAGACCGGGGAGAACGUGAAGGCGUUUUUCAGCCGCGUGGCAGCCCUGGCCUUCGAGCGCUCGGUACUGAAGGACUUGGAGCUGAGGAGCAGCGCCCCGCUGCAGGUCGGCGGCGGGGACCUCAUCCGGAUGGAGGGAUGUCCACCCGAGACCCCGAACAACAGGAGGUCCUCCAGCCUGAGUUGCUGUUAGCCAGGCCUGCGACAGAGGCCUCCCCACCCUCCACGAGGCGUGCUGGUGCUGCGUCCGGGACACAGAGGGGGACGCGGGGCGCCCACCGCGCUGAGCCCCAGGGCCCCCCCCCCGUCUCCUCCUCUCCAUAGCGGGGCGGGAGCCAGAGGAGGCCCCCACUGCCGCCCAGGGGCCCGUGCUGGAAGGCCAGUUGCACCUACAGAGUUGCCUGUCAGCCCCAGCCACAGAGGCUCAGGACUUCAGGCACAGCACCUGUCUCCCGGGUCCCAGACCCCGGGCACAGUUGGGGCUCCCCAGGCCCCUCCCCAGCCUUCCUGGGUUGGCCUCGGAGUCCCCCUCAUCUCAGGGGCCGAGGCGGGUCAGCGGAAGCCCAGGGAAAGCCGGGUUUCUCUCCCAGCCCUGACUCUUCUGUGAGCAGGGCUGGGCCUCGCCGUCCACCGUCCCUUCGCCGUGGACUUGUGGGUCCCCUCUCUGGCCACCGAGGGGCCACCUCUGGCUCCACCAUGACCCGUGACAUCCUGCCCCCUGGGUCAGGGGCCGAGGAUGGGCAGAACGGGCCACACACACCCCUGCCCACCCCCGGCCCCUCUCUCCCACUUGCCUGGGGACGAGGUGCUGCACGCAGGUCUCUGGGGACCCCCGUGAUAGCCCCGCAUGUCUGCAGCACACUGGAGUUUCUCCAGCACCUGCAGGCAGGUGCCCCGUCUCCACAGCCCUCCUGACUCCCAGAACAGGCGCCCUGGCCUCCCUGCCCCAGCUCCCGCCCAGAGUGCCCGGCCCCCUCCAGGCUGCUGUGGGGCUCCUCCACAGGGCCUACUGAGCCCCCACCCCACGGCCACGGGCGGGCGCACGUCUGGCCUCCGUCCUCAGGGACUGCAGGCGUUUCUCUGGCAGCCGGUGGGUAGUGGCUGGGGGAUACCGCGUCUUCUGUUUGCUCCGCCUUCCCCACGUCUUCAGCUCUCCUUUUCGUAGAAAGAGGGUACUCCUUUGCAUAAAGCGCUCCCGCAGGAACUGCAAACUCGCCUUGUGAGAUGGGGCAGCACAGGGCUCAGCCUCCAGGGAGGCCCCCCCUGUGGCCUGACUUAAGCAGUGCAGGCCUCCUGCUCCUUGUUUGCUGUGAAACCAGUGUGACCUCUCCCUGGCCGACCGGCGGCCUUCUUCCUCCCAGGCUGAGCGAGCCUGUGUGUCCCUUCAGGGCUGUAGAUUUGACUUCCUGCAGAUGGGCCAGACUCCGUUCCGGCCGCUCAGCCCUGGGACAGUCGGCUUUUCGCUUCUUUUCACUGAGGUGACGGUCCUCACAGCGGCAGCUUCCCACGCUCGGGAUUCCCCGCAGAGACCUAGCUGGGCCUCCCAUGGGCUGGCCCAUGAGACCCAACCUUGGCUUCGCCAGGCCUGGGUUUGGGGCACAUGAGAGACAGCGUCGGGACGGGUGAGUCUGCUCAGGUGGGCUGGCAUCCUCCCGGCUCCCUCCCCCCCGCACCGGGGACUUUGUCCAGCUGUCACUGGCCCCUGAGCCAGGACCACCGUCUCGUGUGCACCCAGCCCUCUAAGCUGCCUGGCGGGAAACUCUCCUCCUAUGGCCCCCCGCGUGUGUCCAGCUGUUUACAGCGUCUCUUCUGAAGCGGCCGUGGGCCCACUGAUCCCACAAGUCCACAGAGAUAGUGACGUGUCUGGGCGCCGACACAGGGCUGUGUGCAAGCACUUCCAAGGCGUCUGGAGGAAACGGGGGCCUCGGAUGCGUCCAGAACCCCCCUUCAGCCUGGCGACGGGACACAGGCCUCUCCCAAGGGACCGUGGGCUCCUGAGGGCCUUGGGCACGUGAGGCGGACGCCUGAGGUCACCAGAGAUGGAGAGCUGGUGGGGAUGAGGGCACACACAGAGCAGAGAAGCAGCGAAACGCAGCCCCCUUCCUGCUGUGUGAGGCCGUCGCAGUCCCUCCCCGCGCCUCCCCUCCCCCGGCCCCCAGGCGACCACCAGCCUGUCUGUCUCCAGGGGCUUGGGCAUUUCAUGUAAACGGAGUCAUCCAAUGUGCGGCCUGUUAUGCCUGGUUUCUCUCCCUUGGCGUAAUGCUUUCAAGGUCCGUGGGUAUUCAGCAUGCACGGGCACUGCGUUUUCUUCGAUGGUCAAAUAAUAUUCCAGCGUCAUAUUCCCUUGACGAGUUUCCAUCCCCCAGGUUCUGCGGCAUCGGAAGUUCUGAGUUCUGUCCAGCAGAGGGGGCUGUCGAGUCUCAGCGGCUCAUUGCAGCAAAGGGACCAGGUAGCCUUUGGGGAGGGGCUUGCGCGAACCUGGUCUUGGGUUCAAGAACCCCUAGGGCUGCUGCUGAGGGUACAUGAGGGUGUGCGUGUGUGUUUGUGUGUGUGUGUGUGUGAGAAAGCUUUUGAGCUUUUGAAAUGAAUUAUAGAGCUUUGUCCCAGAAAAUGAUGGAAGUGGAAACGGGGGAAAUAUCACCGACAAUCCCACUUUCCUGUCCCAUUUUAGUUUUGGGAUGGAAAAAAAAAAAUGUCGGGAGCGAUGGAAAUGUUUGUUAACUGAUGGUGAUGAUGGUUUUCGUGAGUGAAACCCCAGAUCUGACCUCCUGCAGUCUACACCAGCCUGGCCCCUAACCUAGCUCUUUCUCAAACACACCCGGACCUCCAAACUCUCCCCAUCUUUGCCUGUCCGUCCCCAUCUCCAGGACCAGCUCAGACGUCGCCCCCGCCAGCCAGCCUUCCCCAGACCUCUGUGUCCUCUGGGAUGCCCACUCACAGAGCUCCUGUGCCUCUGACCCGGCCUGGCUCUGCCCGCCUCACCCCUUCCUCCCUCCCCUGUGCUCACCACUGCCUCUUCCCCCCGGGGCAGGACUGACUGAACACCUAUUUUGUCGUAAGAACUGAGUGUUCACUGGGGAACAAGACAGACAGAUCUCUGUCCUCGGAAGUUUAGAUCUAGCUGGGAACACACACUGAGAGGGGAUCGCAGACUGUUAAUGGAUAUGGAUCCCACGUUCCUCCUCUGCCCUCCCUUUCUCUGGAGGGAGGGAUGAUAAGAAAGCUCAUGGGGAAGGAGCAGAGA